Molecule: messenger RNA, 629 nt
Organism: Homalodisca vitripennis (glassy-winged sharpshooter)
Lineage: Eukaryota; Metazoa; Arthropoda; Insecta; Hemiptera; Cicadellidae
Product: 60S ribosomal protein L5-like
Exons: 3
Coding region: 147-593 (148 amino acids)
Biological process (GO): translation; ribosomal large subunit assembly
Cellular component (GO): ribosome; cytosolic large ribosomal subunit
Molecular function (GO): structural constituent of ribosome; 5S rRNA binding
Source: RefSeq, a predicted model, not a curated record
GAGUGUUUGGUGUGCUUCAGUUAUUGAAGAAGUUCAGACUGGACACACUUUACACGGGAACCACAGAGGUGACAGGGGAGGAGUACUGUGUAGAGCCUCUAGACGAUGGUCCAGGAGCCUUCCGUUGCUAUUUGGACGUUGGGCUCAUGAAGACCAGCACUGGCGCUAGAGUGUUUGGUGCCAUGAAGGGUGCUGUGGACGGAGGACUUAAUAUACCUCAUAGCACAAAGAGAUUCCCUGGCUAUGAUGCAGAGGGUAAGAACUUCAAUGCCGAAGUUCACCGCAAACAUAUAUUCGGCCUACAUGUUGCUGAAUAUAUGAGGCAGUUGUCAGAAGAGGAUGACGAUGCCUAUAAAAAACAAUUUUCGCAGUAUAUCAAAUUGGGAAUAAAUGCUGAUGGGAUGGAGACCAUGUAUAAGAAUGCCCACUCAGCAAUCCGAGCAGACCCAACACUGAAGGGUCCUGCAAAGGAGAAGACACCUGUCAAAAAGAGGUGGAAUAGAGCCAAGCUCACCCUCUCAGAGCGAAAGAACAGAAUACAACAGAAGAAAGCUCACUACCUCAAGAGCAUCAAAGAAGAGGCGGAAGCUUAAUUUUAUUGUUGUUCUUUAAAUAAAAAUUUUAAAGAA